CUUACACUCCUCUCCACCCAUGUGAUCCAACAGGGCAGCUCCCCCCUCUCCCUACCCUUCCCUCCCAGCAGAACCUCUGCUCUGUCUCUGCGGAAUUUCGGAAUCUCUCUCUCUGUCCAGUGUCUCUCUCUCUCUUUGAAUUUGCAUGUGAAACCUCAGCAACUCAAAGGCUUAGAAACGCGAGUGCCCCGUUUAUGGGUUUCGGUGAAAUCCACUUUCCCUGCAAAUCCGGCAGGAAUUGGAUUGGAAGAGACUGAAAGGGUGCCGGAGGUUUCACUUUCUACUUUGGGGGUGGGUCUGGUUCAAUUUCCGUACUUGUCAAAAGAUCGAAUUUCACUGUCCACCGCGAAAUGGAAAGAGAUUUUCUUGGUUUAGGUUUAAAGAGUUCAUCAGCCCCGCUGAAGGAAGAGAACGACGACGGCGACCGCGAUGAGUCUGUCAGUCAACGCUAGUUGGAUUAGAGAUGUUGAUUUGACAGCUGCUCUAUGCAGUUGUCUAGUUAAUCUGCUAGUGUCUGAAUGGAUAUUCUUGCUCAUCUAUUUUGGGUGUUUCCUCAGGGGAUAACAAACAAUCAGCAAGCCAGUGGCCCUUCUUGAACAAAAUUUCUGCCCUGCCUCAUGUGACGUCAUUGAGGACUCCUCAUGAGCACAAAGACAACAGGAUUGUUUCUGAUCCUCCCAUAUCUUCAGGGUUCAUGCCUUUCCGAGUAGCUAACUCUAUAAACAGUUCAGUGGUUAAAGUUCAGCGUCCAUUUCUAGAGAGAGAGAAAUUAGUGACAGAAAUGCAAGAUCCGGGGAGUUCCUGAAGAUCGAGCGGAGGUUCGGCGUCGGUGCAUUCUACGAAGGCGCCCCUGCGAAGCUCCAGGGCUUGGUGUCAGCCCAACCGAGUAAUGGGAGGGUUCUGCCACCACAGCUGGCCAACGCCGACGAGGAGACUCCGAUGGCAGCAGCUCUUUGCCGGUUCCCAGUGUCGCUAACCAGAAUCUGUAGCGGUGGAAAGCGCAUUAAUCAUGACACCGAAGUGGCUCCCCAUUUGUCUCUUGCAUCCCAUCCUGCUCCAUACAGUGCAUCGUUCGCCAGCCACAGUAAUGAAGCAAAGAUGUUACCAGUAUCAAAUCAAGUGAACUCAUUAUCUUCAAGCAAGCAUCUCCUUAAGUCUCAUUUGACUGCUACCACAAAGCAGCAAUUUCCUGGAGAUAUUACCAUUUUGACUCCACAUCCAGUUCCUGUUAAUGGUUUCAUAGCUGGAAUCACUGAACCAUGGAGUAGAGUGAAGUCUGCAGAGCCUCCGGCCCAAUUGACUAUCUUCUAUGCAGGAACAGUUAAUGUCUACAAUGAUAUCUCCCCAGAAAAGGCGCAAGCUAUUAUGUUAUUGGCAGGAGAUGAGACUUCCAUGGCUAAUAAAUUGCUAACUCUUGCGAAGGCUUCUCCUAUUCAGGGACCAACUUCUGGUCAUAUUGCCAGCGAUAUUGCUUUGGUCCAUCCUAAUAACGAGUCUCACCUCUCAAGUCCUUUAUCAGUGUCCUCCCAUACAGGGACCGCUCAGUCGGGUAGUGGAUCCUCAUCCACAUGCACUGAUGAUUUGAUUGUUGCUACACACACUGGCAUUACAACCACCGCUCUUGGCAAACCUGACUUAGAAUCAAGUGGGAAUAAUCUGAUGGUUGCAACUACUGAAGGAUUCUCAGCGAGUCCUUUAACUGACAAUCUUGUUGAUGCUCCAAAAAUAGUGGAUGUCAUGAGAGCUGUGACUGGCACUGCCAUUCCUCAAGCUCGCAAAGCCUCCUUGGGACGAUUUUUGGAGAAGCGCAAGGAAAGGGUAAUGAGUGUGGCACCUUACAACCUCGGCAAGAAAUGUGGGGAGUGAAUUUCAGCUGUGUCAGUAGAGAAACAAAAUUGUACUAAGUUAACAGAUUGCAGCCAAGGUUCAUAUCCGAUCCUGGAAAUUGUUUUCCUCUUAAUUUUUUCCCUAUGUCAGAUUUGCAGAAGAAAAUCAAAGUGUAUAUAUUUUAUCCAGGCUGUGUGUGUGAUUUGCAUUGCAUGUGUAACAUGGUAAGAAUAGAGCUGCGUUCAUGGUUUUGUAAUGGGUUACAGUAACUGUAAUAAAAAACUUGUGUUAUGAUGAAAUAAUUUAUCAACGAACAUUCUCUCUUC
Punica granatum (pomegranate) is the source of this 2153-nucleotide messenger RNA. The record is from RefSeq and is a predicted model, not a curated record. Lineage: Eukaryota; Viridiplantae; Streptophyta; Magnoliopsida; Myrtales; Lythraceae.